AUGUCUUCGUUAAUUGUUGAUGGGCGCUACCCUCCUGUCCGCGGCUCUACCCUAAGUGACGUGAGCAGUGAAGAACGAUCAAGCGCUACCGAUUUCGUCAACCGCCAUAACUUUGUCUUCGAGGAGUUCGACCAUGCUAAAAUGACUGCUACCUUCCUCCCAAAUGCUGUUGUGUACCACAGCCACGGUACUAUCAGUGGCCACAAGGAGAUGAAGGAAUUCUUUGAAAAUGUUUACGGAUUCUUCAUUCCGGGAAUCGCCCGCAGCGCUACAAACCACAUCGUCGAUCGUGAUGAAGAUGGAGGUGUGGUUGUUCGGUAUCAGGAAAUGCUCAUCCGAUAUGGCUGGCCGGGCGACGACACGGCCGUGUUCGGUCGAAAGGAUGUGGUUAGAGAGAAUGGGCUGCCGGCAAUCUGGUGGAUUGGGACCAACAUUGACCGGCUUCGCAUGACAGCAGAUGGUUGGAAGAUUUUUGAGCGCUAUCUUGGAACGCCUUUCAGAAAUGGUGCUCUCGACAUCAAUUGA
Messenger RNA from Aspergillus calidoustus, 525 nucleotides. NCBI's taxonomy places the organism in Eukaryota, Fungi, Ascomycota, Eurotiomycetes, Eurotiales, Aspergillaceae. The record is from the annotation of a GenBank genome assembly.